AUGAAUGGGGAUAUUUCAGAAGAAGCAUCAGGAUAUGAUUUGUAUGCAGCAUUAGUCCUGUCCAACAUGUUGGAUACUGAACAAGACCUCAUUGAAAAGAAGGAAAAGGAGCUGGAGCUGGAGCAGCAGCAGCAGCAGCAAGACCAAGAGGACUCUCCUACAUCCUCGCUGGAAGAGACGAAUCAUGAUGUUAUAUGGGUGCCCGCUGAUAAACACCCAGAGAUUGCUCCCAAUGAAUUUGCCAACUUUAUCAAAACGCAUGGCGCAAACACACCCACCCGAAGAGCCUCCAGCUUACAUCGACGAAAAUCCAUCUUAUCCCAGUCGCUCACCUCCAGCAGUAGUGCUAGAUACAGCCAUGAUGAGGAUGAGGAUGAAGAGGCUGAACUCAACCGUACGCUGUCCGAGAAGAAGCGCAUAUUCUUGCAAAAAGUCAUGACCGAAAAUAAGCAAUUAAAAGACACAAAUUUUAAUACGCAAGUAUUUGACCGCAAUUCGACUUCAAAUGAUGACUCUCGUAUUAUCGCUCCCAGAUCAGAUAGAUCGCUGCUUCGUCGAUCCGCCUUCUCUGCUCGUGGUAGAAACAGAAAAACACAUGGCUCAUUGGACAAUAGAGAGCAGGCAAUGAAAAGACGCUCUGUCUCUCAACGAAAACCCUCGUCGGCUACUGUAUCCACCUUGAAUGAUGAAGUGGCAUCAUUGACAUCACAGAGCACAGCCCGUUCCUGGGACAAAUCUGAGGGUAUCAGCUUGUUUGAUCAACCGGUGAAUAUGAGUGAAUGGAUCGAUUUGGGCAGUGCAAGUCUUGAGUCAGACGAUUCUCAGAGGGGCAUACUGACUCGUGUGCAUGAUGCGGAGUCGCAACUUCGGUCUCAAUUGGAUGUUGCUAGUAACGACAAGAUGGAUGAAAACGAACAUUUGCAACACCAACAACAGUUCGAGGAGACCAAAGAGGAAAAUGUUGCCAAAGAUACUGAAUCGCCGCCAAUGGCCCAGUUAUUACCAGCAAAAGAGAUAGAUCACAGUGCAGUGGAAACACAGACUACUGAUGCCAACGUUGAUUUGGAAGACACACAGUCGAGUAAUGCAAAAUCAUCAUUAACACCCCCAGCGACUAGUACUGCACCAAAGCAUAGGCUAGAAACUCCAAAGCGACCAGGCAUCAUUCGAUCAGAGACAGAAACAAACAGAAUCCCAAUGACAGUGGCAGCGACAAAACCCGAGAAACGCUCAUCGUGGCUAGGUGGAUUAUUCAACGAUAAAAAGAACAGCAAAAGCAAUGGUAAAAAAGAGCCUAUAUCUACUACAGUGAUCAACAACAAUACUUCAUCACCACUUUCAGGACUAGCCUCUCUAUUCAGUCGAUCGCUAUCCAUGAAGUCAAACUUGCAAUCCAAUACCAAUUCUUCGCAAUCGCACGCUGGAAAACUCAAAUCGAAAAACAAGAUCAACAAUACCACUAAUCCAACUCUACCUUAUAAUACUAUUAAUGCAAAACACCCUAAUCUUAAUAAUAACGUCACUACUACUAUUAACGAUACGACUAAACCCUCUAUUACUACUAAUAUUACUACAACACCUACCAUCAUUACAAACAACAACAGCAACAAAAAGAAACGAUCCAGCAGGCUGGAAAUUCCACCCCCUUCCGAACGUACCUUUUUCAAUUCAAAUCGACUACCCUUACACGUUGAAAGAGCUAUCUAUCGUCUAUCGCACAUGAAGCUCGCUGACCCUCGCCGACCCCUACAGCAACAAGUGUUGAUUUCUAAUCUAAUGUUUUGGUACCUCUCUAUUCAACAGAAUGAUUUUCAACGUGCUGCUGAACAACGCAUCGAAACCGAAUCUCCUCCAGUGCCUGACACACAACAGAAGAAGGGAGGUAAAAUGAGUCGAUUGAUUCAUUCUGCCAAAAAACGACGAAAUGAAGUAGCUCAAUUUGUUCAGGCCUAUCCACUGUCGGGAACACACCAUGAUAUCUCCAAUUCGUCAUCAUCAGCAUCUUCCAUUUCGAGCACAACGUCAAAUAAUAGCACAAGACCCUCCUUGAAGCACAGCAAUGUGCAGUUCAGUUUACCGCCAAUACCAAGUCAUCAUCAUACAAUCAAUGUACAUGGUGAUGAUAGCGAUGAUGAAGACGAUACGGAAGAAGAAGACGAUUUACCCCUUAGCCAUUACAAGAGCUGA
Molecule: messenger RNA, 2187 nt
Organism: Mucor velutinosus
Lineage: Eukaryota; Fungi; Mucoromycota; Mucoromycetes; Mucorales; Mucoraceae
Exons: 3
Coding region: 1-2187 (728 amino acids)
Biological process (GO): positive regulation of G2/M transition of mitotic cell cycle; establishment of cell polarity
Cellular component (GO): cell septum; cytoplasm
Source: RefSeq, a predicted model, not a curated record